Physella acuta is the source of this 840-nucleotide messenger RNA. Its product is annotated as ficolin-2-like. The record is from RefSeq and is a predicted model, not a curated record. Lineage: Eukaryota; Metazoa; Mollusca; Gastropoda; Physidae.
AUGGUACCAUCAAUGUCUGACUGUAAAGGAACGUGGAUACCCACGAUCCGGUUUUGUCAGUGCAACUCAGGGUACAUCGGUGAGAACUGUGACACGCUUGGUAAAAGCUGCAGGGACCUGGUAGGCAGCUAUAAGGUAAACACCAGAGUCGGCUCAUACCUAAGAAGUACAUUCACAAACGCUUCCUACCUUACCAACUGCGCUAUCAUGGACACCGGCGAAAUUCGGACUGAUUUCGCUAACUUCCGCGUGACGGUGCCGUUCUACGUCAAUCGAACGUGGGAAGAAUACGUAGCUGGGUUCAGCUACAACGUCGGCUACCUGACCCCCAACAUAUACGACCUGUGGGUGGGGCUAGACAACAUGUACUAUCUCUACUCCGUCUCCAGGAAACCGGCCAGAAUGAACGUGCAUUUGUAUUUUGGCGGUGACACCCUCGGCUACGUCUUCAUAUACUACAACAUCAACAUCACGGAUUCCUCGAACAACUACAAGUUCUCUUACGGUAGUUUUGCAACAAACAAAUUCCCUGCUUUAUCAUUCCCGCCUGUUAACGCCACCAAUUUCACCAACUGCUUCUCCAGCAAAACCACCCCCGGGUUCUCGGCCCCAGGGCGGGACAACGACGACGACCCGGUCAACGACUGCGCUAAGCAAUCCCAGGGGGGCUGGUGGAUCUCUAGCUGUAACGUUGAACCCGACUGCAACCCUUUUGGCGUUCCAUAUAAUUCUUCUUCAGAUCCAAUUACUCUUGAGCGUACGCGCUUCAAGAAUUCCAACAUCCGGGACUACGUCCAAUAUUUUAGCGUUAUACGAAUAUACCUCAUUGAAAGUCCUUAA